Molecule: messenger RNA, 852 nt
Organism: Trichoderma citrinoviride
Lineage: Eukaryota; Fungi; Ascomycota; Sordariomycetes; Hypocreales; Hypocreaceae
Exons: 1
Coding region: 1-852 (283 amino acids)
Molecular function (GO): protein binding
Source: RefSeq, a predicted model, not a curated record
AUGCCAUCGCCAAAGACCACCGCCACAGAUGCCACAGUUGAGCAGGCGGCUGAGUCGCCAGCUGCGGUCGCCGACUCUGUUCAGGAAGCGGCGAACGAUGAGCGUGCCGAGGACUCGGACGUUGAGGCUGGGGAGGUGACUCAGGAAGACGAGUCUGACGGAUCGCGGGACGCCAGCUCUCACGACAAGUCGCCAGAAGAGUCGUCACGAGCCGAUGCGACUGCCGCUGGAGAGGCGCCACCGCUGCCGAAUGAAGCCGUUCCCGAUGGUCCACCCUUGCCAGACGAGCCGGUGCCGCAGCAGCCAGAGGAUGACGGAUGGGACUGCCAGUGGGAUCCGAACAGCCAGGCCUGGUUCUUCUACAACCGCUUCACGGGCAAGAGCCAGUGGGAAAACCCUCGAGUCCCUAGCGCAAAUGGCCCUGCGGUAACCUCGCUUGUGGUUGAGCCCCAGCCGCCUUCUCACGAGAAGCCCGUUGCUGGAGGCUACAACCCGGCCAUUCACGGCGACUAUGAUCCGAAUGCGUGGUACGCCAAGACCAACGAAGAGGAAGAGGAUACCACCGGCUUGGUCGGCGAUCCUGCCGCUAUAUAUGCCGCCACGGCGACCUUCAACCGCUUUACUGGACAUUUCCAAGCUGGAGAAGGCGCUGAACGCCACUCUGACGAAGCCAAGUCGAAGCGCCAGAUGAACGCCUUCUUCGACGUGGACGCCGCGGCAAAUGCUCAUGGCGGCCGCAGCCUCAAGGCCGAGCGGUCCAACAAGAAGCCUACCAAGAACGAACUAAAGGCCUUCAAAGAGAAGCGUCGCGCCAGGAAGGAAGAGAAACGCCGAGCUUGGCUGCGCGACUGA